GGGGCGGGCCCGGGAGCAGCUUCUCGCGAGAUCAACGCAGGUAUCGGUGCAGCAAGAUGGCGGCGCCGGAGACGCAGGCGGCGCUUCCUGGUUCCGGCCCGGAGCAGCAGGUAACGAGUAAUGGAACCGUGGCGGGGGCCCCGACUGCAGAGACCCAGCAGCAGAACCAGCCCCAGCAACAAGCUCCCAAUGCCUGGCAGGUCAUCAAAGGAGUUUUGUUCAGGAUCUUCAUCAUCUGGGCCAUCAGCAGUUGGUUCCGUCGUGGGCCGGCACCACAGGAUCAGAGUAGCGCUGGCGGAGCACCCCGCGUUCCGAGCCGCAACCUUUUCCCUAAAGACACUUUAAUGGAUCUUCAUGUUUAUAUCUCAGAGCAUGAGCACUUUACAGAUUUUAAUGUCACCUCAGCACUGUUUUGGGAGCAACGGGACCUUGUCUAUGGUGACUGGACCAGUGGUGGUUUUUCUCCUGACGCUGGAUAUUGGGCCAUAGAAUGGAGCACUGACUUGGAGAGCGUGCAGCAUAAUGGCUCCAUGUAUGUCCAUGUGUUUUUUACGAAGAGUGGCUUCCAUCCGGAUCCCAAACAGAAGAACUUGUACAGAAGACUUGCUACGGUUCACACAUCACGAAUGAUAAAUAAAUAUAAACGUCGACGGUUCCAGAAAACCAAGAAUCUUCUGACAGGGGAGACAGAAGCAGAUCCAGAAAUGAUAAAGAGAGCAGAAGACUUUGGCCCUGUGGAGGUGAUCUCACACUGGCACCCUAAUCUCACCAUCAACAUAGUGGACGAUCAUACUCCCUGGGUGAAGGGUAGCGUGCCACCGCCUCUGGACCAAUAUGUGAAGUUCGAUGCGGUCAGUGGUGACUACUACCCCAUCCUGUACUUCAACGAUUACUGGAACCUGCAGAAGGAUUACUUCCCCAUCAACGAGACAGCGGAGCGGCUACCUUUCCGCCUCUCCUUCUGCCCACUCUCGCUGUGGCGCUGGCAGCUCUAUGCCGCACAGAGCACCAAGUCUCUGUGGAACUUCCUGGGAGAGGACUUGUACGAGCAAUCGGAUGAGGAGCAGGAUUCUGUAAAGGUUGCUCUUUUGGAGACCAAUCCAUAUCUACUGGCUUUGACCAUUAUCGUUUCCAUAGUUCACAGCAUAUUUGAGUUUCUUGCCUUCAAAAACGAUAUCCAGUUCUGGAACAGCAGGCAGUCUCUAGAGGGGCUCUCCGUCCGCUCUGUGUUCUUCGGGGUAUUUCAGUCACUUGUGGUCCUUCUCUACAUCCUGGACAAUGAAACUAACUUUGUGGUUCAAGUCAGCGUCUUCAUCGGGCUCCUCAUAGACCUCUGGAAAAUCACAAAAGUCAUGGAUGUCAGGCUGGAUCGAGACGACAAAGUUGCUGGGAUUUUUCCACGUUUAACCUUCAAAGACAAAUCAACAUAUAUAGAAUCGUCUACCAAAGUCUACGAUGAUAUGGCAUUCCGGUAUCUCUCGUGGAUUCUCUUCCCCUUGCUCGGCUGCUACGCUGUGUACAGCUUGCUGUACAUGGAGCACAAGGGCUGGUACUCGUGGGUCCUGAGCAUGCUCUAUGGCUUCCUUCUGACGUUCGGUUUCAUUACGAUGACUCCGCAGCUGUUCAUUAACUACAAACUGAAAUCAGUAGCCCACCUGCCCUGGAGGAUGCUCACCUACAAAGCACUCAACACCUUCAUCGAUGACCUCUUUGCCUUUGUGAUCAAAAUGCCCAUGAUGUACAGGAUAGGCUGCCUGCGAGACGAUGUCAUCUUCUUCAUUUACCUCUAUCAGCGCUGGAUCUACCGGGUGGAUCUGACGCGUGUCAACGAGUUUGGGAUAAGUGGGGAGGGCCAAGUCCCUCAGCUAACACAAGGUACCACUCCAGCGGACUGUGCCCCUGCACUGCUACCCGAUGGGGAGGCAACAAGCAUGCAGGGGGUGAUAAAGGAGGGCCUGGCUGAUGGCUCCCCUGCACCAGUAACGGAGAACGUGGUCGAUGGCUCCCCUGGGGCCCAGAUGGAGAAAACAGCAGAGGACAAGAAAAAGGACUAACCUGCUCUAACUUUAAUUUUUAAACAAAGCCUAACUUUCCACUCUCCCCUUUGGAUACUGGACAGAAAGCGAAGUGGGGAAGCUGCUAUGGUCCUCUGGCUCCAAAGCUUUUUAUUUUCUAUUCCAGUAACUUUGGGGCGGGUAGGGAUUGAGAAUUUGGUGACCUUCAUGUGAUGUGCUGUAUCCAUGGGAGAGAACCCCCGUAUCUCUGUAUUUAAAGUCAAACUCAUCCAGUAAUCAUUGUGAGCGCCGUUCCAUUGUGCAGGUGUUUAGGACAUUAAGGAGUUUCUCAGAGUUGUCUCUGUUUCAUAAAGAGAGCUGAUUAUCCGAACAAGUCCCAUUUCUCAGCAUUGCACUCUACUAUGGACUCUGGAUUGAAUAAAUUCAUAUGGGUGUUAAGUUAAA
Molecule: messenger RNA, 2459 nt
Organism: Gopherus evgoodei (Goodes thornscrub tortoise)
Lineage: Eukaryota; Metazoa; Chordata; Testudines; Testudinidae
Gene: CLPTM1
Product: CLPTM1 regulator of GABA type A receptor forward trafficking
Exons: 15
Coding region: 57-2054 (665 amino acids)
Cellular component (GO): endomembrane system; membrane
Source: RefSeq, a predicted model, not a curated record